Messenger RNA from Nothoprocta perdicaria, 4539 nucleotides. RefSeq names its product TAR (HIV-1) RNA binding protein 1 (gene TARBP1). The transcript is spliced from 32 exons. Gene Ontology annotation, molecular function: tRNA (guanine) methyltransferase activity; RNA binding. The coding region runs from base 1 to 4311 and encodes 1436 amino acids. Lineage: Eukaryota; Metazoa; Chordata; Aves; Tinamiformes; Tinamidae. The record is from RefSeq and is a predicted model, not a curated record. Gene Ontology annotation, biological process: tRNA methylation.
AUGCCCAUCCACGUUAUUGAUGAACAAGUUGAAGAGCGCUGGGCCCAGGCGGCUGGGCAGYUGCCCCAGGCAAACGGCCUCUUGCUCAAGACCUUGCUGGCCUCGUUCCACCACAUCAGCCAGAGCGCAGCCACCAACSAAAGGAGCUCCAGGAGCCUGGCCGUGUGUCCAGGCCUGGACAGCACGUUGCCGCUGCAGCUGCAGGUGGAGAUGAACAGUAAGGCGCUCUUCGGCGCGGCGCUGGACGCGCGGCGCUGCGCGCGCUUCUGGCGCCUCGUGCAGCGCGGCGUGGCCGCGCGCGACGGGCUCUGCCGCAAGAGGGGCCGCUACCUGCUGCAGCGCGCCGUGGACGCGGCCGCCGCGCAGCGCGCCCAGCUGCGCUGCGACACGCGCGAAUCAAAUCUGUUUUGGUGGUCUGUUGAGGAGAGUGAAACACUUCUACAGUUUUGGGAAACUUACAUUUUGAUAAUGGAAACUUUGGAAGGAAACCAGAUCCAUGUCAUAAAGCCAGUAUUACCAAAGUUAAACAGUUUAUAUGAGCUCGCUAUAUCAGGGAAAAAAGAUUGCUGGUUGUUUCAUCCAUCUUGGCACAUGUGCAUCUAUAAAAGAAUGUUUGAGAGCGAGAAUAAAACAUUGAUGAAGGAAGGCAUUCUUCAUUUUCUGGAGCUUUUUGAAACCAAGCAUCUUCCAAAUCCCCUUGAGUUUUCAGAGUUUGUUAUUGGACCACUAAUGGAUGCUCUCUCAGAAAGUUCUCUUUAUAGCAGGACACCAGGCCAGUUAAUGGGAGCCUGUUCUCCUUUAGGAUUGAAGUUACAAAAAUUCUUGGCCACUUACGUCAUGCUCCUUCCAGAUGAAGAAAAAGGUAGUUUCUUGUUAAAGUUCAUCCAGAAGAUGACAAGUAGACAUUGGUGUGCUGUCCCCAUUUUGUUUCUUUCUAUGGCACUGGCAAAUAUCCCUGCAUGUAAAGUAUUGGGUGCUGAUGGACUUUGUGCUCUAAGAGAUGUCCUACAGUGUACUAUGAUUACACAUCAAAUUUUGUUGCGAGGAGCUGCUCAAUGUUACCUUCUUCAGACAGCUAUGCAUUUGACAGAUGUGGAGAAAGUUUCCCUCCCAGAAGUGGCAAGCUUUCUCAUGUCCCUUCGACCAGAAGAGUCCCUAAGGAGAGAUACUAUGCUGUGGAUGGAGCUUUGCAGUUGGCUGCAGGUGAAUGACACAUGUUUCAGAAAGUCUGUAAAAUGUGAUUUUGAGUGUCAAGAGAUGUCAUCACUGUGUUUAUAUGUGCGCAGUCUUGUGGGAGAGUACCUUAAGACACCAGUACCUGAAGGAGAAAAUUGCUUUAUGCCUGACUGGUUUGAAGCUAAGCUUGUUGCAACAAUGAUACUGUUGGCUGCAGAUGUGGAAGAGAUGAGGAAUAAAUGCAGUGGAAAAAGCAACAUAGAGUGGAUUGAACUAAAGGCUUUCUUGAACCCUCUCCUGGAUGUCUUGAUGAAACUUGGCAGUAAUGCUUACAUACCAACACUGAAAACAGAUAAAAGCCUACAGCUUCUGCUGAAGUUAUUGCARACUCGUUCGUUAAAAUGUUCCAAUCUGCAAGAUGAUGGGGUAUUAAUCUUUAUCUGGAAAUCUUUAAUGACACCUGUGGGGAGUAUUCUUGAGUUUAUCCUCCGGCGGCUUACUACAAAUGAAUUGAGUACUGUUGGGGAUCUGGAUCGUUGUGACUUAUACUUAGCUUUAUUUCCGGAGGUAGUGAAUUUGUGCUUGCAGGUCAGCUGCGAAAAGGUACCAUCUAUCAAAAAUUUCAUUUUUGCCCUGACGAAUGCCUCUAUUCGUAAUCUUCAGAAGACAAACUGUGAGGAGGAGCCCAAGCUUAAAGAACAAAUUAAAAAAGUAGCUAGCAUGAGCUCACUGGCUGUUGUGUGUGAGGUUAUGGAUCAGAAGCCUGAAAUGCACCUUGAAUCUCUGCCUUCUAUGGAUGCCUUGAAGAAAUUUGUUUCCUUUUCUCAGUUUAAUGAAGUAUUAAAGAAACCAUCUUACACUGAAGAAAAAAAUAGCUCAUGUGAAGAAACAACAUCUCAGGGAUGGGGGAAAAUAGUUGCACGUUAUGUUCAUGACCAGUGGAUUUGCCUUCGUUUCAUUUCAACUACCUUUCAUACUGCUGAGCCCGUGUCGGAAGACAAACUUUUGGAAGUGCCGUUGUCCACAGUUGAAGGGUUAACAAAAAUGCUACAGGCUGCAUCAGAAGCCCUGACUAUUCUUCCUUCAGACCAAGUCUUACCUGUGUUUGACUCCAUGAAAGUCCUUGUUCCCAAGCUUCUGGAGUCAGCAGAGUCUCUGUGCAUAGAAGCUUUUGAUUUGGCUUGGAAGAUUAUAUUCUCUUUGAGCAAUACACAGCUAAUAUUUUGGCCUAAUCUAAAAGCUUUCGUUCAGUUCAUCUUUGAUACCAAAGUUCUGGCUGUUGCUGCAAGUGCAAAGGGUCAAGUGUAUUCCAAAAUAAAAGAGAUAAUCUUCAAGCUCAUAGAUAUGUCUGCUACAAGGACUGGAGUCUUCAAUGUAGUCAUUAGUCAUUGUUGUCAAUCUUGGCUAUUUCCCACUGUUGAUGAUAGAAGUGCUUUGACAAAUGCUUUCCUGAAUGCUGGAAAUUACUGUGAACUUAUCACAGAGGCUUGUGUCUUUGGAGCUGUGUUCAGGAAAGAUCAAAGACUUGUUCAGGAUGUACACGCCUUCGUAGAAAAUCUUGGAGAAAAAUGUGCAGCCAAUGUUGUUACAGAAAGUACAAACAGAGAUGAUCACUAUGUGCGAGUUUGUGCUAUUAAAUUUCUCUGCUUGUUGGAUGGAUCAAAUAGUUUGCACAAGAUGUUUAUGGAAGACAUUGCCAUCAAACUACUUGAUAAAGAUGAGCAGGUAUCCAGAUCUCGAACACGUUAUUAUGCAAACUCCCUACAGCAUAGAAUCAAAAAUCGGAUAUGGCAGACACUUGUAGUUCUUCUUCCAAAGCUUGACCAGACUUUUUUGUGUGAAAACCUUAGUAAGGUUUUUCAAGCUGGAUUUGGUAACAAUCAGGCAUCUGUGAAAUACUUCAUAGAAUGGAUUAUCAUCUUGAGUCUACAUAAAUACCCCCACUUUCUUGCAAAGUUCUGGGAUUGCUUUUGCUACGAUGAGGAAAAGCUUAAAACAAGCAUCUGCACAUUUUUGUCAGUUUUAUCACACUUUGAUAUCAUUAUUCAAAAUAACUCCGAGAAGAAGCCAGCUUUGAAGAAAGCCCUCGUGGUUGUUCUGCAGUGGUGUUUCAACCACAAUUUCAGUGUUCGACUUUAUGCAUUAAUUGCCCUUAGAAAAAUCUGGGGUAUGUGCAAAAUGUUGCACGUGGAAGACUUUGAAGCUCUGACACCAGCUAUUGAAUCCAGCCUUCAACAAGUAGAAAAUAUGCAUGGCACAGGAAAUGCUAGAAGGAACUGGCAGCGAAUCCAAGAUCACUUCUUCUUUGCAACAUUUCAUCCUGUUGAGGAUUACAGUCUAGAGACCAUAUUUUACACUCUUCCCCGCCUUUCAGAACUUCCCGAAGAUGAAUGGAUCCCGCUGUGUAAAUUUGACAGAUUUACAGACAUUCCUUUGCCACCAACAUUUCAGUGGUACCAUUCUCGAGCUGAACUUCUUGAUCUAAAACCAAGUGACUGGUCUCAGCAAGACAUGGGUUCCAAUGUGGUUGACACAAACAGCCAGACAGAAUGGACAGAUGUUCAGAAGAAGAUCAUACCCUGGAAAAAUAGUACUCCUAAUUUAGACCUGGAGCUGGUAUUUCAAGAUCGUGCCACUAAACUUGGUAAAUCAAACAGCAGCCUGAUUGUAGUGGCUUCGCUUAUUGAUAAACCUACCAAUUUAGGAGGUUUAUGUCGCACAAGUGAAAUAUUUGGGGCAUCUGCGCUGGUUGUCGGCAGCCUUCAUUAUCUACAGGACAAGCAGUUUCAGCACCUUAGUGUUUCUGCAGAGCAGUGGCUCCCCAUUAUUGAGGUGAAACCAGCUCAGCUUGUUGAUUAUUUACAGCAGAAAAAGACAGAAGGCUACACUAUCAUAGGUGUGGAGCAGACAGCAAAAAGUUUUGAUCUUACAGAAUAUUGCUUCCCAGAGAAGUCUCUGUUAUUGCUGGGUAACGAACAUGAAGGAAUCCCAGCAAACCUGAUUCACCACCUGGAUGUCUGUGUGGAAAUUCCUCAGCAGGGCAUUAUCCGGUCACUGAAUGUCCAUGUAAGUGGAGCUCUGCUCAUCUGGGAGUACACAAGGCAACAAGUGAUCAAGCAAAGACAACAGAAAUGACUGCCGAGCUUUGUGCCUUAUAGUACAGCCGGAAGAGGGGUGGGAAGGACAGGUGUUCUUAUGGUGCUAAACCAUGGAAUUUUGGAUAGGAAACGACUCAGGGUGAACGAGGAUACUGAACUUGUGCAUGUUGUACUCUCUGUAGUUCAGAUUUUUUUUCAAUGCCUUAAUACUUUACCUCAUUAAAUGUAACUGUUGCAUCAGUAAUAAAUACUAUUUAUAUUGCAU